Daldinia loculata is the source of this 1638-nucleotide messenger RNA. RefSeq lists its product as uncharacterized. The record is from RefSeq and is a predicted model, not a curated record. The coding region runs from base 313 to 1320 and encodes 335 amino acids. The transcript is spliced from 4 exons. Gene Ontology annotation, cellular component: membrane. Lineage: Eukaryota; Fungi; Ascomycota; Sordariomycetes; Xylariales; Hypoxylaceae.
UGCUUCACAAAGUGACGAUGGCUACGUCCUAGUAGACAUUAGAUGAGGCUGCGAGGGGCGCCAUCAGUGUUUUUCUCUAAUUAUUUCUCUCGCAUUCUUGACUUAAUCGUAUUUAAUAAAGCUUCCUAGUUCUCUUCGUUUUAGAAUUUAGAAUGGAUAUCUCAUCUCUACUGAACAGUAACUACGCGCUAGACACCGGGCAAAUAAGUCAACAAGGAGGAUCUAUCCUAUAUCUUCGACAUAUAGAUCCUCAUCUGUCAUUCAUUUCUAUCUACUUCUAUUACGGCUGUCUAAAAUUUCCACCCUUCCAAGAUGGCAGCUGGAGAACCUAUCUUAUACAGCUUGUACGUCUAUGCUCCCGAUAAAGGUGCACCGAUCUUCUUCGCCAUUGCAUAUGCCCUCUCAGCCAUAUUCCAUAUUUGGCAAUGCUAUCGUUAUGAAGCUUGGAAGUUAAUCGGCCUGCACCCCGUUUGUGCGGUCCUAUUCACUGUCGGUUACGCGAUGCGCGAAUAUGGAGCCUAUGACUACAUGUAUAGCGUGACUACUAAAGUGCCUCUGAUGGUGUUUAUCCUUAGUCAGGUCUUUAUCUUCGUAUGCCCUCCACUCCUGGAACUUGCCAACUACCAUGUCCUCGGCCGUAUAUUUUCUUAUGUGCCCUGGUGUGCACCCCUACCCCCUGCUAGAGUUUUAACUAUAUUCGGUGGCCUCAUGGGCCUUGUCGAAGCACUGAACUCUCUGGGUGUAGCACUAUCCGCGAACCCGUCGUCCUCGAGUUCGACGCAAUCUCUCGGCAGUAAUUUGACAAUAGCAGCUCUCAUAAUACAGCUCUGUCUCAUUGCCAUCUUUAUCUGCCUUGCCGGUCUCUUCCAUCGGCGAUGCUCAAGAGCGAAUGUACAAGUCAAGAGUGUUGGGAUUCUCCUUCGAACGUUAUACGUGAGUAUGGCGUUGAUCCUCGUACGAUGCAUCUACCGACUGGUGGAGCAUACGGGAAAUACGAACGUGGACCUCGAUAACAUCGAGGCACUUAGAAACCUGAGUCCCAUCUUGCGGUAUGAGGUCUUCUUCUAUAUAUUCGAGGCAACCCUCAUGCUCAUCAACUCGGUUCUAUGGAACGUGUGGAAUCCCUGUCGCUUUCUGCCCAAGGAACAUCACAUCUAUCUCUCACGCGACGGGACCGAAGUCUAUGGAGAAGAAGAAUCGGAUGACCGGCCGCUCCUAGCCAAGACGGCGAACGUAUUGACCUUCGGCAUCUUAUUCCGCAAAAAGAAGCAGACUCGAGGAUUCGAAGAGCUUGACCAAUACCCGGGCUCUGGACACUAAAGGCUAGAGAUGUAGCCCUAGCUAGUAUAAUUAUUCUAUGGAAUAUAUUUUGGGUGGUGUUAAUUUCAAGGCUUGGCCUAUGGAGUUGCCUCGGUAACUUGGAUGGGGAGAGCGAAUUAUAUAGGCGACAUACUAUCCGGAGGCUAACUAUGUAUUAUAAUAUAUUUGUAAUGAAUGCCCAUGGCUGGCUCAGGGGCUGACUGGGGACCGGGGUUCUCGGAUUAGGAGAUAGAUAAGGCUGGCCUGAGAAUUGUGGUUUUUAUUUGUUAGAAGUACAUAGAGAUAUUCAUUAGGUCGGCAUGUAGUUCACUUACAGUU